AUGAAGUUCUACAUUUCUGCCAUUGCUUUGGCAUCAUACCUUUCUACUGCCUCUGCUGCAGCCCACAAGCCCUACCCCGGAUGUAUCGAUGUCGAUGUAGCCAUCAUUGGCGGUGGCUCGUCCGGCAUCCAUGCAGCGAUCAACCUCAAGGAUGCAGGCGCAAAGGUCGCUGUGAUUGAGAAGAAGUCUCAGAUCGGAGGCCACGCCGAGACAUAUGUCGACCCGAAGACUAAGAUUCCAACCAAUAUUGGCGUCGUUGUGUUCGAAGAUACCCCAAGUGUGAAGAAGUACUUUGAUCGUCUGGGUGUCCCUAGAGUCAUCAACAACGUUCUCCAGACAACUGCAGCAGGCAAGCAGUACGACUUCUCUCUGGGUAUCCCCAUUCCUCAGACUGAGGAGGUGGCUGCUGCUACAAAGCAAGCUAUGGCUUCUGCCAUGCAGGCCUAUGCUCAGAAUGUCCUCCCCAAAUAUCCUUGGAUUGACCAAGGAUACACUUUCGUCCCAGAGCCGGUCCCUGCAGAGCUGCUCCAGCCUUUUGGACAGUUCGCUCAGCAGAAUAACUUCAGCGCCAUCCUUCCUCUUAUCGCUCAGCUGAACUGGUACCCGGGCAACAUCACCACCAUUCCCGCUCUUUACGGACUCAAGAAGUUUGGACCUGGGUUGAUGCAGAGCGCCAACAACGGCUUUAUUGUUCCCAAGUCGGGCAACACCCGUAGUCUUUACGAUGCUGCCGCUAGCGAGCUUGGCAACAGCGUCUACCUCAAUUCCAACGUCGUCCGUGUUGAGCGAAGCAAGGCUGGCGUUGUUGUGAUUGUGAAGCAGGGUGGCAAGACUCUCACAUUCAGGGCUCGCAAGCUUCUAGUCGCUAUUCCCCAAACUCUCAAGAACGUCAAGCACCUCGAUCUAUCCCAGUCGGAGCGUGACGUCUUCUCCAAAUUCUCCGCUGUCGGUUACGUCUGCGGUGUCGCCGAAAUUCCCGGUCUGAAGUCCAGCCUUCAAAACGUCGGCGCUUUCACUCCCGCCCACACCCCUAUCAUUCCUGGAAGCAACGGCUACUCCCAAACAGGCCCCCCCAACCAGUUUCUUAUUGGUGUGGGCUUCGACAACGCCGACUACACACUCGCCGAUAGUGAAGCUGUCAUGCGCAAGGAACUUGCUACUCUCGCAGCUGUUGGCGCAGUACCUGCCGAUGCGGCCAAGAAGGUGACGUUCCCUAUUCUUUCGAACCAUGCUCCCUUCGACCUACGGGUGACGAGCCAAAACAUUGGAAAGGGAUUUUAUGCAGACCUACUCAAGCUUGAGGGCCAACGUAACACCUACUGGACUGGUGCGGUGUUUGCUGGACACAACAGCGGCUUGAUCUGGAACUGGAACAAUGAUGUGAUCAUUCCCGCUCUGAAGAAGGAUCUUGGGCUUUGA
Fusarium sp. VM40 is the source of this 1419-nucleotide messenger RNA. The record is from the annotation of a GenBank genome assembly. NCBI's taxonomy places the organism in Eukaryota, Fungi, Ascomycota, Sordariomycetes, Hypocreales, Nectriaceae.